Messenger RNA from Aspergillus tanneri, 1023 nucleotides. RefSeq names its product putative RTA1 domain protein. NCBI's taxonomy places the organism in Eukaryota, Fungi, Ascomycota, Eurotiomycetes, Eurotiales, Aspergillaceae. The record is from RefSeq and is a predicted model, not a curated record. Gene Ontology annotation, cellular component: membrane. Bases 1 to 1023 code for a protein of 340 amino acids. The transcript is spliced from 4 exons.
AUGAUGACAAGUGGGCAAGUUGUCCCAGGAAGCCUUUAUGUCUACAUUCCCAAUAAGGGAGCCCCCAUCUUCUUCACGAUUGCAUUUGCUUCCUCGGCAGUUGGCUAUAUCUGGCAAUGUCUCCGGUACAAAUGCAUUAGAAUGAUCGGCCUGCAGCCAUUCUGUGCUGUACUGUUUACGGUUGGCUAUGCUAUGCGGGCAUAUGGAGCCUAUGGACACCAUAUGUACAACUCACAAAACCUGGUCAUCUAUAUUCUCAGCCAGGUUUUUAUUUAUAUAUGCCCUCCGCUUCUCGAGCUCGCCAACUACCACGUUCUCGGUCGGAUUUUCUACUACGUCCCAAAUCUUGCACCUCUUCCUCCCGACAAAGUUCUUGCUAUUUUCGGUGGUCUGAUGGCUCUCGUCGAGGCGUUGAAUGCUCUAGGGGUAGCUUUCAACACUAACCCAACCGGCACCCAGCAAGAAUUGGGAAAAGUCUUGAUCCUAGCCGCGCUCGCCCUUCAACUCUGCGUGAUUGCUGUAUUCGUUGCUAUAACAGGCUCCUUUCACUGGCGGUGCGUGAAAGCGAAAAUCCGCCGCAGGUCUCUCCCGACUCUCCUAGUCAUGCUAAACAUAAGUAUGGCAUUGAUCUUGAUCCGUUGCAUCUACCGUCUGGUGGAACACGUAGGUAACACGUCGGUGGAUCUCAAUGACCCCGAAAAACUAAGAACCCUGAGCCCCCUUUUGCGGUAUGAGUGGUUCUUCUAUAUUUUUGAGGCAUCCCUCAUGCUCCUCAACUCUCUCCUAUGGAACGUGUUCAAUCCGGGCCGCCAUCUUCCCAGACACCAUACAGUUUUUUUGGCGGCUAACGGUACGACCGAAAUCGAAGAGGUACAAGUCCAGGAUGACAAACCGGUCUUCGUUAAGGCUGCGUAUGUCGCCAUGAAUAUCCUGACCUUUAACCUGUUUCGCCUUUUUGCCCGCCACAAGGAUGAAGAAGGUCAUCGGCUUACAGAGCGGAAUAAGCACUCUCGUCAGGCUUGA